This is a messenger RNA of Betta splendens (Siamese fighting fish), 5459 nucleotides long. It is a transcript of the gene lrig1, whose product is annotated as leucine-rich repeats and immunoglobulin-like domains 1. Gene Ontology annotation, molecular function: protein binding. Lineage: Eukaryota; Metazoa; Chordata; Actinopteri; Anabantiformes; Osphronemidae. Bases 845 to 3961 code for a protein of 1038 amino acids. The record is from RefSeq and is a predicted model, not a curated record. The transcript is spliced from 18 exons.
UGGGACUACGGAGCGGGGAGACAGAAAAAAAAGGAAAAGUAAAUCUAAAACGGAAAAAAACUAAUGGUGGUGCUGCACGGUCGGAAGGAGGGGGGUUGUGUUUUGCUAUUAAUCAGAUCGUGGAGAUUUUGUGGCCGCAAACUGCACCUGGUGAGCUGUUGGGUGAGUUCUUCUGGGACGAACCGAGGGUUUCAUUUCAAAGUUGGAUUUAUUCGGACGCGGCGGUUAAGCGCUGUGGAGGUUUGGACGUUCCCCCUGACGCACGAGCGCCGGAGUUAUCGCCACUGUUCCCGCGGAUCCCAACUCCUUCAUCGCACCUUUAGCUUCGUCGUGGACAUUUUCCUCGCACUUCCAGGAGUCACGGCCUGAUCAAGUUUGUUUUGCCGCCGCGCUUGUUUUUCAUCCAAGUUAUUUUGGGACGCACCGUGUCCUUUAUCGUUUCGCGGCUACACGUUGCAAAACAUGUCACCAGCGGCAGAGGUUCAAUGGAGAAACUAGUUUUCAUCCUUUUAUGGACACACGCCUGCAAUUUAAAAUUAAGUCCGGGGCGACACUGACGUUGGCAGUAACGUUAGCCCGCGUUCACCGGUCCGUCUGCGGAUCACCUUUAAUUCUGAGUCCGCACGGGACACGGAGGAGAAAGUUGCACCGGGCGCACGCGCGCCCUUAAAGACUCCAAUUAGGAUGGAAAAGUGCGUCUCGCCCGUUUCUCGUAGCCUCCGCGCUUAAACGAGACACUUAAUGCGCCACAAAAGAAUCCAGUGUUUCCGACGCUGCUUUAAUAUUUCAGUUUGUGGCUACGAGGACAGAGCUCAGCGGUUGCGCUAUUAAAACUGGAAACAAAAUGGCGGCGUCCCUGGGACAAUUUGAAUAUGCCUCCCGGUGUAUUUUUUAUUUAGUUUUGACACUUGAACUGUUGAGCCGCUACGGGUCCGGUUCAGACCUGCCUUGUGCCCAGAACUGUACGUGCAGCGGGGACUCGGUGGACUGUAGCAACCUGGAGCUGACAGCUACGCCUCCGGACCUGCCCGCCCGCACCGUCUCCUUAAACCUUGGCCACAAUAAGCUGACCACCAUAAAUGUUGAAGCCUUGGACAAACUUCACAACUUGAGAGAGCUACGGCUGGACCACAAUGAACUGACCUCCAUACCAGAUUUAGGACCGGCUGCCUCCAAGAUCGUAUCGCUCUACCUACAUCAUAAUAAGAUCCGCAGUAUUGAUGGGAGGCGGACGAGAGAGCUGCUGUCUGUGGAAACUCUGGAUCUGAGCAAUAAUGAUAUCACCGAGCUACGAGGACACUGCUUUCCUGCUGGCCUCCACAUUCGAGACCUGUAUCUGAGCAGCAACAAAAUCAGCAUAUUGGAGCUCGGCGCCCUGGACCAUCUGGGCUCAACGCUGCAGGUCCUGAGACUGAGUCGAAACCGCAUCAGCCAGAUCCCCGUGAAAGCCCUCCAGCUCCCCAAGCUCACCCAGCUUGAACUGAAUAGGAACCGCAUCCGUCAGGUGGAGGGUCUGACUUUUAAGGGUCUGUCCAGCUUGGAGGUGCUGAAACUGCAAAGGAACAACAUCAGCAAACUGACCGACGGGGCCUUCUGGGACCUGGCAAAGAUGAAAGUCCUUCACCUGGACUAUAACAGUUUGACAGAGGUGAACAGUGGUUCCCUGUACGGCCUGACUUCCCUCCAGCAACUGUUCCUCAGUAACAACGCAAUAGCCCGUAUCAAUCCGGAUGGAUGGAAGUUCUGCCAGAAACUGAGGGAACUGAAUCUGUCUUACAACAACCUGACUCGUCUGGAUGAAGACAGUCUGGCUGUGUUGGGGGAGCUCCACACCCUUCGUCUGGGUCACAACUCUAUCAGCCACAUCACCGAAGGGGCCUUCAGGGGCCUCAAGGCCGUACGUGUGUUGGAGCUGGACCAUAACGACAUCUCGGGCACAAUAGAGGACACCAACGGGGCCUUCUCUGGAUUGGACAGCCUCAACAAGCUAACUCUGUUUGGAAACAAGAUCAAGUCCGUGGCCAAGAAAGCCUUCUCUGGCCUGGAGGCCCUGGAACACCUGAACUUGGGAGAGAAUGCAAUCCGUUCCAUCCAGCCCGAAGGCUUCAGCAAAAUGAAGAACCUCAAAACUCUGCUCAUUCAGAGCGACAGCUUCCUGUGUGACUGCCAGCUCCACUGGCUGCCGGACUGGUUGGUGACGCGCGGUUUGCAAGCGGGUGUCAAUGCCACCUGCGCCCACCCAGAGAGCCUGAAGGGCACAAGCCUCUUCCAGGCCCCAUCCAGCAGCUUUGUGUGCGAUGACCUCCCUAUGCCUCAGAUCACCGUGCAUCCAGAAGCCAAAGUCACAGUUCUUGGUAGCGAUGUUCUCCUAACCUGCACGGCUGCGAGCAGCAGCUCCUCCCCCAUGACCUUUGCCUGGCGCAAGGAUCAGGAGCUGCUCCGCCACGCAGACGUCGAGAAUUAUGCCCACGUCCGCGCACGCAACCAGGAGACCACGUCUGCUGCACCGGGCACCGGCGGAGGCGUGAUGGAGUACACCACUAUCCUGCACCUGCGGCGCGUCACGUUCGCACACGAAGGCCGUUACCAGUGCAUCAUCACUAAUCACUUUGGCUCCACCUACUCCAGCAAGGCCCGCCUCACCGUCAACGUCCUCCCAUCCUUCCUAAAAACUCCCCGAGACAGCACCAUCCGCACGGGCCACACCGCCAGGCUGGAGUGUGCUGCCGAGGGCCACCCUGCGCCUCAGAUCGCCUGGCAGAAGGAUGGAGGAACGGAUUUCCCGGCAGCCCGCGAGCGCAGAAUGCAUGUCAAGCCCGACGACGACGUUUUCUUCAUCAUGGACGUCAAGCCAGAGGACAUGGGCGUGUACAGCUGCACUGCCAAAAACACGGCAGGCACCAUCUCUGCCAAUGCCACCCUCACCGUGCUGGAAACCCCUCACCUGGCCCAGGAGCUGGAGGACCGCAGCGUGGUGGUGGGGGACACGGUGGCUCUGCAGUGUAAAGCCCAGGGCAGCCCGCCUCCUCGCAUCACGUGGCUGCGCAACGACCAGCCACUGCGCCCCUCCGACAGACACCACUUCACCCCAGGGAACAAGCUGCUGGUCAUCAACUCGGCCUCGUUGGAGGACGCCGGCCGCUACACCUGCCUCAUGUCCAACACGCUGGGCACGGAGCGCGCCCACAGCCAGCUGGUGGUGACGCAGCGCCGCAGCCCGUGCGCCCCACCGCCGGGGCCCAGCACCGUGACUAUAGGGAUCAUCGUCAUCGCCGUGGUGACAAGCAUUGUGAUGACGUCACUGGUGUGGGUCUGCAUCAUCUACCAGACCAAGAAGAAGAGUGAGGAGUGCAGUGUCACUAACACGGAUGAAACAAUAGUGCCUCCGGAUGUUCCCAGCUACCUCUCGUCUCAGGGCACUCUGUCAGAGCGGCAGGAUGUGUGUAUCCGCGUGGAGGCCGCCGGUGGACUCCAGCCUAACGGGCACGUUAUAGACCACACAGGCUUCGAUGGUGCAGUGCUGUGCACUGAUUGCAUGGAGAGCGGCAACAGCUACUGCAGGGAUUCUGACUACCUGGGCUAUGGUUUUGGUCCCUCCGGGGCCAUGGAGUACCAACAGCACGCUCACCACCACGACCCCGGUCCACACACGGCGCCGUUGUGCAACAGGACACCCAACGGGAUCCGGAAGGACAUUCAAGGAUCCACACACCCGAAAAACCACAAUACGUUACAACUGAAUCAACACGAUAGUGAAGCGAGCAGAGCGGGACAGACGCUGACCUGCUCCCCAUCACAGGAAGACUCCUUCCACAAGCCUGUGAAGCUGGUGGGCGUGGCGAGCCGCGGCUACGGCGGCAGCGACUGCCAGCCUGAGCUUCGGCAGACGCUGCUGACCAACGGACACGCCCUCCGAGCCUCUCCGCACGAGAGCGCCCCGUUAAGGAGAGCCAGCGAUUAGCAGCCGCUCCAUCCAGCACGGAACGUGGACUUGCAGUCGCUGGGUGGGAUUUCUAUUUAAUGAUUUUUUUUCUUGCACUGGGAAUUAAAACUGCUACCUCAUAUCGAGGCGAACUGUCCUGAAGCCUCCUGAAUGUAGACUGACAGGAGGAGGGGAGCGGCGGGGGAGAUCCGGAGUGUGAAGAUGGAGCUUGUGUGGGUGGCGUCCCAUCUGAGCGUAUAGGCUGUACAUAGUUAAAAACCUUCCUUUGGGAGGUGACCAGUAAAAUUUCUAGCUCCAAACAAUGUGACUUGCAUUUUGAAGCAUGUAAAUGUAGGGAAUGAUGUACAGUGUAUGUAUGUACAGGAUACAAAAAGAAAAAAAUCUACAUUUGGACAUUUGACUGUACAUAAGAGUUUUCCUAUAUUAUAUAUUAUAUAACUUUUACAGAAGAGUAUUUGAAUUUAUGUGCAUGACAAAGAAAGGAGUGAUGGUAUUUUUAUUGUUCUUCAAAAGCCUUUUUACAGCUUCUGCCGACAUUCAGCUGCAGUGCCUUAUUGCAUGAUCAAGGAGAACUCAACUUGUAAUAGCAUAUGUCAUCCAGAUACUGGUACGCUCUUCACAGCAAACCAAACACUUGGUAGCACUUGAAUGUUUUUUUUUUUGGGGGGGGGGGGACAAACUAUGUCAAUUAUGGCCUUUAAGAAACACACCUCACACUCAUUGUUGUUGUAUGAAGGAAGAGCUCUGGUGUGAAUUCAUCUGGUACGACGGAUGCGACAAAAGCACUUUUUAAACCCGCUUCAUAACCCUGCAGAUACGGGAUGUUUGCAAAUAGGAGGCAUUCUGUACCAUUAAGGCUCUUCUACCCCAAAGCUGCUCUGUUCUAGUUGGGUGAAAGGAUUCUUCUUGUACUUAAGUUCAACAAAGGGUAUUAAGCACACAUUUGCAACCCAGUGUGUUCAAACCUCUGCAACCGGCUCAACCCUUAACAUCUGAUUGGCAAAUCUCCCAAUUACACAAUUCUUACGCUUUGAACACAAAAUGGGGAGAAUCGGGGAGAGUGAUGUUGUUUUACUGCUGUAAUGUGCCUCAACAUCCAAGAAGAAAGCGGCCAGUAUUUCGCCCUCAGCACCACAUUGUACCCCCUGAACUUCCUCAUCAGUGAAAUAUUGUUUUGUGCUCAAGGUCACUAAGGGUGAGGCUUCGUGCUGUGAACAGUUGGAAAGUUUGUGAACCAAUCCAGCAAGAUUAUUGCAGUCUGACGCUCUGUGAAGGGUCACAGUCCCUGCGUGCGCUGGGCCACAUCCAUGUGUGUCCACAUUACCUGUUCAUAGCACCCAUCACACCGGCUCGACCAACCAGCAGGUCACCAGGUCCCAGUGUAGCGUAUAAAGGGAAGAGGGGCAGCGGGGUGCGGCUCAUGUUCUGGGUAAUUUAUUGAAACUGAGAAUGUUGUACCAACGUUAAAGCUAAAACAGUGAAGUGUCUAGUAAAUCACAUUUUGCUAUUGUUCCAA